AUGUCCUCCCGCAGCCCCCGGCCCCCGCCCCGCCGCUGCCGCCGCCGCCUGCCGCGCCCCUCCUGCUGCUGCUGCUGCUGCCGCCGCUCGCACCUCAACGAGGACACGGGUCGCUUCGUGCUGCUGGCGGCGCUCAUCGGCCUCUACCUGGUGGCGGGCGCCACAGUCUUCUCUGCGCUCGAGAGUCCGGGCGAGGCGGAGGCGCGGGCGCGCUGGGGCGCCACGCUGCGCAACUUCAGCGCAGCGCACGGCGUGGCCGAGCCGGAGCUGCGCGCCUUCCUCCGGCACUACGAGGCCGCGCUGGCAGCCGGCGUCCGAGCCGACGCGCUGCGCCCGCGCUGGGACUUCCCCGGCGCCUUCUACUUCGUGGGCACCGUGGUAUCGACCAUAGGUUUCGGCAUGACCACCCCCGCGACGGUGGGCGGGAAGGCCUUCCUCAUCGCCUACGGGCUGUUCGGCUGCGCCGGGACCAUCCUGUUCUUCAACCUCUUCCUGGAGCGCAUCAUCUCGCUGCUGGCCUUCAUCAUGCGCGCCUGCCGGGAGCGCCAGUUGCGCCGCAGCGGCCUGCUGCCCGCCACCUUCCGCCGCGGCUCGGCGCUCUCGGAGGCCGACUGCCUGGCGGGCUGGAAGCCCUCGGUGUACCACGUGCUGCUGAUCCUGGGCCUGUUCGCCGUGCUGCUGUCGUGCUGCGCCUCGGCCAUGUACACCAGCGUGGAGGGCUGGGACUACGUGGACUCGCUCUACUUCUGCUUCGUCACCUUCAGCACCAUCGGCUUCGGGGACCUGGUGAGCAGCCAGCACGCCGCCUACCGGAACCAGGGGCUCUACCGCCUGGGCAACUUCCUCUUCAUCCUGCUCGGCGUGUGCUGCAUCUACUCGCUCUUCAACGUCAUCUCCAUCCUCAUCAAGCAGGUGCUCAACUGGAUGCUGCGCAAGCUGAGCUGCCGCUGCUGCGCGCGCUGCUGCCCGGCGCCCGGCGCGCCCCUCUCCCGGCGCAACGCCAUCACGCCGGGCUCCCGGCUGCGCCGCCGCCUGGCCGCGCUCGGCGCCGACCCCGCGGCCCGCGACAGCGACGCCGAGGGCCGCCGCCUGUCGGGCGAGCUCAUCUCCAUGCGCGACCUCACGGCCUCUAACAAGGUGUCGCUGGCGCUGCUGCAGAAGCAGCUGUCCGAGACGGCCAACGGCUACCCGCGCAGCGUGUGCGUCAACACGCGCCAGAACGGCUUCUCGGGCGGCGUGGGCGCGCUGGGCAUCAUGAACAACCGGCUGGCGGAGACCAGCGCCUCCAGGUAG
Neomonachus schauinslandi (Hawaiian monk seal) is the source of this 1293-nucleotide messenger RNA. It is a transcript of the gene KCNK12, whose product is annotated as potassium two pore domain channel subfamily K member 12. Gene Ontology annotation, cellular component: membrane. The coding region runs from base 1 to 1293 and encodes 430 amino acids. Gene Ontology annotation, molecular function: potassium ion leak channel activity. Lineage: Eukaryota; Metazoa; Chordata; Mammalia; Carnivora; Phocidae. The record is from RefSeq and is a predicted model, not a curated record. The transcript is spliced from 2 exons. Gene Ontology annotation, biological process: stabilization of membrane potential; potassium ion transmembrane transport.